AUGGCCAAAGGCGGCAAGGCGGGCGGCGGCGAGAACAGCAAGAAGGCCCAAGGCCAGGCGCGCAAGGCCGAGGCUGCCGCUGGCAAGAAGGAGGCCGAAGGCAGAGUGAAGGCUGCUGCUGAGGAUGCCGAAUGGUCAAAGGGUUCUAAGAGCAACUCCAAGGCUGAAGCUGCAGCGGCCAAGAAGGCUGAGGCCGAUCGCAAGAAGGCUGAGAAGGACGCCCUGCUGCGCGAGGAAGAGGCCUCGUUGCCCGCCAAGGGCCCUUCAAAGAACAAGACUGCGCAGAAGAAGACGCGCGCUGGCGGUCUCGACGAUGCUCUCGGUGCCUUAGACGCUCCCGCCAAGAAGGGUCCCACUCUCAACGCCACCGGUAUCGACAACGCGCUCGAUGCGCUUUCCCUCGGCACCGGCAAGAGCGACGACAAGGUUGACAGGCACCCGGAGCGUCGCUUCAAGGCGGCGUAUGCGGCUUACGAGGAGCAAAGGCUGGAGGAGAUGAAGGACGAGAAGGGCCUGCGCCGGAAUCAGAAGAUCGAUCAGAUCCGCAAGGAAUUCGAGAAGCACCCCGACAACCCGUUCAACCAAGUCAGCGCCAAGUACAACUCGACGCGCGAGGAGAUUUCAGGCAUCAAGGCGGCGGAGAAGACCAAGGUGGAGAACCGCCUCGCCGAAAAGUCGUGA
Messenger RNA from Diplodia corticola, 681 nucleotides. RefSeq lists its product as uncharacterized. Gene Ontology annotation, biological process: transcription by RNA polymerase II. The transcript is spliced from 2 exons. The record is from RefSeq and is a predicted model, not a curated record. Gene Ontology annotation, molecular function: transcription coactivator activity. The coding region runs from base 1 to 681 and encodes 226 amino acids. Gene Ontology annotation, cellular component: nucleus. NCBI's taxonomy places the organism in Eukaryota, Fungi, Ascomycota, Dothideomycetes, Botryosphaeriales, Botryosphaeriaceae.